GUGCCUCUCGAAGACUCACCUUUGAUUGUCACCACCUAACAGACUCGUGCGUCGAAUGGCGUGCAACGAACGCCUUGCGAACGGCGCGGAAGGAUACGUCGGACUCCCCAACGUCCCGUACUCCCAGUGCGAGGAGUGGUGCAAAGCCGGCACCGCCCUGGGCAUCACCGACCUCGACGUCUGCUCCAUCGCGUGGAACAACCCGGUCCCGUGGCGCAAGAUCGCGGGCGACUUCGGCGAGGGCGCCAUCAUGGACGAGUGGGCGGGGUACGUGCUCGUGCUCGGCUUCGGCGUCUUCUUCUCCAUCGUCACCACCAUCAUGGUCAAGCUCGAGCAGAUCUACGGCGGCCUCGUCAUCUCGUCCGAGCACUUCAACACGGCCGGUCGUAAUAUCAAGACCGGUCUGACCGCCGCGGUCAUCGUCUCCCAGUGGACGUGGGCCGCCACCCUCCUCCAGUCGUCGAACGUCGCCUCCAAGUACGGCCUCUCCGGCCCCUUCUGGUACGCGGCGGGCGCCACCGUGCAGAUCCUCCUCUUCGGGAUCCUCGCCAUCGAGAUCAAGAAGAAGGCGCCCAACAUGCACACCUUCCUGGAGAUGAUCGACGUGCGCUGGGGCAAGCUGGCACACCUGACCUUCCUCUUCUUUGCCAUCUGCACCAACCUCAUCGUCACGGGCAUGCUGCUCCAGGGCGGCGCCGCCGUCGUCAACGCCGCCUCGGGCAUGCACAUCGUCGCGGCCAACUUCCUCAUUCCCGUCGGCGUGAUCCUCUACACGUGGUUCGGCGGCCUCAAGGCCACCUUCCUCGCCUCCUACAUCCACACCUCGGUCAUCAUGAUCUGCCUCGUCGUCUUCAUCACGUACGUCUACGCCGUGCCGGGCGACAUCGAGUGCACGUCCGCAACGGAGAAGCAGUGCAACGCGCUCGGCUCGGCGGCGCUGCUGUGGGAGCGGCUCCGCUUCCUCAACUACCUCCCUGCCAAGACCGCGGGGAUGACGUUCCCAGAUGGCGCCUACGUGCCGACCGCGGACGAUCCGGGACCGGGCAACUUUGAGAAACUCACGUACACCGAGAAGGACUACCACCACGGCCCCGUCAACGGCAACCGCGGCGGCUCGUACCUCACCAUGCUCUCCGAGGACGGCCUCAGCUUCGGCGUCGUCAACAUCGUCGGCAACUUCGGCACCGUCUUCGUCGACCAGUCCUACUGGCAGUCCGCCAUCGCCGCGCGCCCCUCGUCUGCGCACCGUGGCUACCUGCUCGGAGGCCUCGUCUGGUUCACCAUCCCCAUGUCGCUCGCCACCGCGCUCGGCCUCUCGUCGCUCGCGCUCAACGUCAAGAUGCCCGCCGACGAGGCCGCCGACGGCCUCGCGCCGCCCGCCGCCGCCAUCGUCCUGCUCGGCCAGGGCGGCGGCAUCAUGAUCAUCAUCAUGCUCUUCAUGGCCAUCACCUCGACCGGCUCCGCCGAGUGCAUCGCCGUCGCCUCCCUCUUCGCGUACGACAUCUACCGCAAGUACAUCAACCCCGAGUGCACCGGCGCCCAGCUGCUCAAGGUGUCGCGCCUUGUCGUCGUCGGCUACGGCAUCGUCUGCGGCCUCUUCGGCUACUUCCUCUACGGCGUGGGCGUCGGCCUCGGCUGGGUCUACAACUUUAUGGGCACCAUGAUCGGCUCCGCCGUCAUCCCCGUCUCGUGCUGCAUCUGCACGCGCUACAUGACCAAGAACGGCGCCAUCGCGGGCGCGUGGGGCGGCAUGAUCCUCGCCCUCGUCUCGUGGAUGUCGGUCGCCGCCUCGCGCUGCACCAACGGCGACGACCCCGACGACCUCGCAGAGGGAGUGGACUGCGAUACGGGCAAGCUCAACGUCGACACCCUCGGCAACAUCAACGCGCAGACCGCCGGCUCCGUCGUCGCGCUCUGCGUCUCGGGCAUCAUCGCCUUCCUCGUCGCGAGCAUCGAGUACAAGAUGGGCACGGAGCAGCCCUUCGAGUGGGAGAAAAUGCGCGAGGGCAUCAAGCGCGUCGAGCAGGAGGCGGACGACGUCCCCGAGUACGAGAUGACCUCCGAGUACCUCGACCCGGCCGCAAAGUACGUCUUCAAGUAUGGCGUCGGCUACUCGGUCUUCCUCAUCUUCGUCUGGCCGCUCGCCGUCAUCGCGUGGGGCGUCUUCGACAAGGCCAACUACACGCUCUGGGCCUCGGUCGCCUUCUGCUGGGGCUACAUCGCCUCGGGCUUCAUUGUCGUGCUUCCCAUCUACGAGUCGUGGGGCUCGAUCUCCAACGUGCUGACGUGCAAGAAGGCCACGCCGGCGACGAAGGAGCAGGCUUGAGCCGCGCCCGGCGGCUCGAGAGCCUCCCCCCACUUCCCCCUACCCUCCGUUCCCCCGCGCCCGACGACCCCGGCGAGAAUGGCGGCGCGAGGGCAAGCGCGCGCACCCACAAGCCGCCUCCUCGAGGGCUCGAGUAGAGGCGGCACGUGGGUGUGCGAGGCGCGCUGGCCUCUGGCCGGAGUGACAGGAGAGCGCGGGGCGUGCACAUGCCAUGAGGGGGAGGGAGGCGCGGAGGCUCGUGUGUACACUUGUGGACUGAGUAGUUGCUCGGGGCUUGCCUGUCGCGGGAAGCCGGGGUCAAGGGCGUGGCGCACCCGCACCGGGACUGGACUGUCACGUGUCAGUGCGGAGGUGGGGGUGUCCGCUGUCUGGCGUCUGCGCGCCGCAGGCGCAACCUCUGAGCGGGGGAAAUAUAAUAGUCGCGACCGAAAUAAAAAGCGACCC
Emiliania huxleyi CCMP1516 is the source of this 2770-nucleotide messenger RNA. Its product is annotated as putative urea transporter. Gene Ontology annotation, cellular component: plasma membrane. Lineage: Eukaryota; Haptophyta; Isochrysidales; Noelaerhabdaceae. The coding region runs from base 56 to 2326 and encodes 756 amino acids. The record is from RefSeq and is a predicted model, not a curated record. Gene Ontology annotation, molecular function: urea transmembrane transporter activity. Gene Ontology annotation, biological process: urea transmembrane transport. The transcript is spliced from 9 exons.